UUCCGUGUCUCCAUCCCCGUGUCUCAUUGUGAGGGGGCCGCGGGUGGGUGGGGGUGUUACAAACAUGUAACGCCGGACAGCACCUGACACAGUAGAAGAGGGCUCCUCUCCCGUUUUUCUAGCACUAUUUCUUUUUAUUCUUGUUUUUAUUCAUUUUUAAUAUUUUUUUUUGUUCUCGGAUACCCUCCUCCUCCGCCUGGACGCGGGCAGCCAUCCAAAAUGAGCGAGGAGAUAUCAGAUGUGCCCAGAGAGCUGCUUGAGAGUGUGAAGGAUGCUGUGGGCAGAAGGAUUAAGCUUUCUGUGAAGAAGAAAGUCAAGCUGGAAAUCAAAGGGGAUAAGGUGGAAAAUCGAGUUCUGGCUCUCUCUGCUCAUCGGGCGUACCUCCUGACAGCACGUGUCCCCGCCAAGGUUGAACAGUCUUUCAAUUAUUUGGAAAUUCAAGGGAUCACCUGUAACAAGCCAACACAGCUCACAGUGGAGCAUGACAGAGGUGUGACGUCCAUGAAGCUGGCAGCUCCUGAAGACGUGAACGAUGUGGUUGCCCACAUUGGGCAUAGUCUACAGAGGAUAUGUCCUGGUCUGUCCCCUGUGAAGGUGAUGAAGAAGCUGUUCCUGGAGCCGCCAGACCGGGUCUCAGACCUACAGGCGCAGUGGGAGAAACAGAGCACAGUGGAACCUGGACCUUGUGGUGGCUUCUCGCAGAUGUACAAAUGUGUGUGCGACUGGCUGGGGCAACCUUACCGGGACGAGGUGCAGUGGGAUGUGGAUACGAUCUACUUAACGCAGGACACAAGGGAAUUGAACCUGCAGGAUUUUAGUCAUCUUGAAAACAGGGACUUGGUGGCCAUCAUAGCAGUUCUGGAGUAUAAUCAGUGGUUCACAAAACUUUCCAUAAAAGACUACAAACUGUCCUCAGAUGUGUGUGAUCAGAUCCUUCGAGUGGUUGCCCGGUCAAGUCGCCUGGAAGAGCUAGUUCUGGACAACGCAGGACUCAAAACUGAUUUCGCACAGAAGCUUGCCAAUGCCCUCAGCCAUAACCCAAACUCAGGACUUCACACCAUCAACCUUGCCAAUAAUCCUCUUGAAGACAGAGGUAUUGCCUCAUUGAGUGCCCAGUUUGCCAAACUUCGAAAAGGGCUCAAACAUUUGAAUUUUUCAAGAACCUCGUUAUCAGCCAAAGGGGUGAACUGCCUUGCCCAGUCACUGAGUGCCAAUCAGUCAAUCCCCAACACCCUCGCACACCUCGAUCUCUCAGGGAAUAUGCUCCGAGGAGAUGAUCUCGGGAGUCUGUACCAAUUCCUGGGCCAGCCUAACUGCCUGAGCACCUUGGACCUAUCCAACACAGACUGUGCGCUUGACUUGGUGUGUUGUGCUCUUCUGCGAGGCUCUGUUCAGCACCUCUCUGUUCUCAACCUGUCGAAAGGUGUCUUCGCAAACAGGAAAGGCAAGGACAUCCCUCCUGCUUUCAAGCAGUUCUUCAGUAGCGCCUUAGCCCUCAGCAGCAUCAACGUGUCCGGCACCAAGCUACCCCCUGAAGCCCUCAAAGCCCUUUUACUCGGUCUCGCCAGCAAUCACAACCUGAAGGAGGUGUCACUGGAUCUCAGCAGUUGUGAGCUUGGCCAUUGUUUACGGUCUGGUGGCUCCCAGGUACUGGAAGGCUGCAUUGCAGAGGUCACCAACAUCUCAAGCCUGGAUAUAUCUGAUAAUGGUUUGGACUCUGAUCUCACGACUUUCUUGGUGUGGCUGUCAAAAAACCGGUCCAUCCGGCACCUCUCCCUGGGGAAGAAUUUCAACAACAUCAAGUCAAAGAAUUUGGCUCCUGUUCUGGACAACCUGGUGCACAUGAUACAGGACGAGGAGUCUCCACUGACAUCCCUUUCGCUGGCUGACUCCAAGCUCAAGAGUGACCUGUCCAUUAUCCUCAAUGCCCUGGGAAGCAACACCUCCCUCACAAAGGUGGACAUCAGUGGCAAUAGCAUGGGGGACAUGGGAGCCAAGAUGCUGGCCAAAGCCCUGCAGAUUAACAGCAAGCUCAGGACAGUCAUCUGGGACAAGAAUAACAUCAGCCCUCAAGGUCUCCAGGAUGUAGCAGCAGCUCUGGAGAAGAAUUUCACCAUUCGCUUCAUGCCAAUUCCCAUCAUCGAUGCAUCCCAAGCCCUCAAAAUAAGUCCAGAGAAGACAGAGGAUGCCCUUAUGAAGAUUGAGAACUACCUGUUCCGAAACCAUGAGACUCGCAAAUACCUGCAGGAGCAGGCCUAUCGACUCCAGCAGGGCAUCGUCACGACAACCACGCAGCAGAUGAUAGACAGGGUGUGCGUGAAGCUUCAGGACCACCUCAAUUCCCUGAGAAACACAGAGACGGACACCAUCCUGGAGGAUGUGAAGACAGCUGAGAACUUCAUGAAAGAUGCCAAGAACUCCAAAACGCUCCUGCCCAAGCUGUACCACCUGGGCACCUCUUCCUCCACUUCUCGCGGGGAAGCCAGUAACACUUCCGCCGGCCCUAUCCAGGACAAGCUGGAGUCCAUGGCUGGGGAGGUGACCCGGGUAAUGGAUGAGCAACUGCAGAACCUUCUGGAAUCCAUGAUGGAUACCGCAGAGGGCCUCUGCCCACAUGUGUUGAAGAAGACAAACCUGCGGCAGGACCUAAUAAAGGCCAGCGCCAGCAAGAUGGUGGUCCCCCGCAGUUUCGUCAAGGAAACCCUGCUGGAGCAAUCCGGUAAUGACAUCAUUAACAAGAUCAGUGAACUGAAACUGGGUGUAGCAUCCUUCCUUUCCGACCGGAUUGUUGAUGAGAUCCUUGAGGCACUCUCCAGCUCUCAACGUGCUCUGGCAGAGCACCUUGCCAGGAAGGGCCAGCCCCUGUUGCAACAGGAGUCUGUGGAAGUGGAGACCCCAGAGGAGCGGGCCCCCAAGCGAGCCACUGCAGAACUCGCAGAAGCAGAGCGCCUUGAUGAGCUCGAAGCCUGCAUGAUGACGCCCAAGUCGAAGAGGAAGAGCAUUCACAGCAGAAUGCUUCGCCCGGUGUCCCGCGCCUUCGAGAUGGAGUUUGACCUGGAUAAGGCUCUGGAGGACGUGCCAAUCCAUGUGGAGGACCCUCCUCCUCCUGCCAAGCUUGAGAAGAAGUCCUCUGUAGGGAUGGGGGACCUGCCCUCAGAGGAGGCCAAGAAGCUGCAGCAUUACACCAAACUACGGCCCAAGAGGAACAAGAAGCGGCAGUCAUUCAAAGUGCCACAGAUCAGUACAACCCCAUCUCAGGAGGGGGAGCAGAAUGGCCUCAUGGGAAGGGUGGACGAGGGUGUGGAUGAGUUCUUCUCCAAGAAGGUCACCAAACUGGAGACUAAACGGCCCACCCUGAAGAGCUCUGAAUCCCAAGAUGGGGAGAAGAAGCGUGAAACUCGCAAGGGUGGCUUCUUGAACCUCAUCAAGUCAAGAUCUUCUAAAUCAGACAAGAACCACUCCACCUCCACAGCAACAGGAGCACCAGUGACAGCAACCUCAGCAACAGCAGCCCCAACAACUGUUGCCCCGGUGACCCCAACCCCAGCAACAACAGGGACAGGAGAGCCCCCAUCCCCCAAGAACCAUGUCAAGAGCCCUGCACCAGAGCCCCCUAAGUCCAAGGAGUCAAAAGUCGUUCCUGCAGACUGCAGCAGCAGCUCAGACCGCUCAGAAGAGCUCAAGACCCCAGAUUCAAUGGAUGAGCACUCUGAGGGAGACGGCAAGGGCAGCCCACAGGGAGGCCGGCGUUACGGUGUCCAGGUGAUGGGCAGCGGCCUCCUGGCAGAGAUGAAGGCCAAGCAGGAGAAGAGGGCAGCCGGUGCCCAGAAGACCCCAGAAUCCUCGUCCAUCCCAGACAAUCCAGAUGGCAGUGGAUCAGUGAGGGGGAUCUCUAUCUCACCAGAGAGUCGGCCACUGGCAACAACCAAACCUGAAGGCGCUGUGAGUUCUCCAGAGAAGAGUCCUCGAAGCGAAGGCAAGCCAGAGACCGCACCUAGACCACGCUGUGGCUCUGCCAACCGCCCACCAGCUAGUCCCAAACCCCUCCUGCAGGGCCCCAAACCUGCCCUAGCAGCCCGUCCUGCUGUGCCCCUGAAGCCCCGCACUGGCAGCACCAGAAGCACAGAUGAUGGCUCUGAUUCACUGGGUGGGAACCCAUCUCAAAAAGGGCCCUUGAUGGCCCACACCACAAGGAGGAUUCCCUCAGACAAGGAAAAAGAGGGGCAGAGCAGCCCUCUUUUGGUGGGUGCUGGGGGCAAGUCUCCAGCUCCUGAAGUGGAUCUUAUGGGAGGCGGUAACGUGUUUGAUUUCGAUCGCGAGCCCGAUAAGCCUGUGGCCAUCUCGAGAGUCCGAGGCUCCCGGCUGUACUCUACAGGCUCUGCUGAGGAAGUGGCCGAGCGGGAGCGCAGGGAGUCCCUCCCUCCACCUGCAGCAAGAUCAGUCUCUGCCGUGGACAUGCAGCGGCAGAACCCGAACCGCCACAACUCAGACGACAACUCCAAAGCCAAGGAAAAAUCUCCAAACCAAGACAAAGACAAAAACCAAGGGACAAGGCCCACAAACUCUACCGAGAACCCAGAUAAAGACUUUAUUUUUAUAUGACAAAAAAAAACAGACGCAAGACUUAAGCAAACAGGCAAACGGGCCUGGAAACGUUCUGCUUCCGUCACUGUCUUGAACCAGGAGUCAGACAAACAGUUCAGGGCAGCACACACCUCAGUCUUCUUGCAAUAUUCAGGACCAAAUGAAAGUCAUCUUUGUGUGCUGUGUCACGGCGGACAGGUGGAGAAAUCGUAAGAUACAUGACGCCAUAAGAAAUCCUUUUUACUCCCAUAACCUGAGUAAAUCAGAAAGAGAAAAGGGAUUUAAAUACUGCUGAGUGUUGGAGAGUGUCUGCAGUCACUGUGAAUUAAUAUUCCCACUGUCUGAAAGUGGAUUCCCAUUUAAAUAUCAAUUGCCCCAUCCCUCGUACCACAUCAGUUGUAUUUAUUUACCUGAACAAAUAGACUGUACCUCCUUAGAGGCUUCACACUGAACUGGCUGAACUGUUGAAUUUCACUUUUAAAUUUUCUGUAUUUGUUUAUGAUACUUAUGGUCACCAUGAUUUAGAGAACAGUGCAAGGCAUUUAAAGAUAAGCAUCCAAGCCAUCUUUUAAUAAUUAUUUCCAUUGUAAUUAUUAUUUCAUUGCUUAGCCAGCACUUCUUCCAAAAGCAACUUACAGUUUAUAGUUGGAAUUUUACUGGAGUGAUUCAGGUUAAGGACUUCUGUCAAGUGUGCAAAGUAGAGCCCCUUCUGGGAUGUGUAGCAGAAACCAUUAGACAAUAGGAUUUCGUCCUUAACCUCCCUUCCACCUGCUGGCUAUAACUUCUCUUGAAUUAAUAUUUUUUUCUCCAGCUUUUUUCUAGUUUCAACUUCACAGUCACAUGAUGUCACUUGGUAUUGUCCCUGAGACUGUAGUGGGAAAAAAGUGUAUUAUUCCUCUGUCGCAUUUCAUUGUGUUCAUUCCUUCAAAGCAGAAAAAGAACUUAAAGGGUACUUGUGUCUUACAGACUAGGCAACACUUUCGCUGCUGGAUUUGUGUAAGAUAUGCAUGUGAGGUAUAUGUAUAUAAUUGUGUGUUUCAUACAUGUAUGUGUGUAUAUAUACAUGUAAAUAUAUGCACACACAUAUUGUGUACACAAAUCUUAUAUUGCUAUGGUACUGUACUAAGCA
Scleropages formosus (Asian bonytongue) is the source of this 5713-nucleotide messenger RNA. Its product is annotated as F-actin-uncapping protein LRRC16A-like. Bases 220 to 4602 code for a protein of 1460 amino acids. NCBI's taxonomy places the organism in Eukaryota, Metazoa, Chordata, Actinopteri, Osteoglossiformes, Osteoglossidae. The transcript is spliced from 39 exons. Gene Ontology annotation, cellular component: lamellipodium; plasma membrane. Gene Ontology annotation, biological process: regulation of Arp2/3 complex-mediated actin nucleation; cell migration. The record is from RefSeq and is a predicted model, not a curated record.